Molecule: messenger RNA, 901 nt
Organism: Populus trichocarpa (black cottonwood)
Lineage: Eukaryota; Viridiplantae; Streptophyta; Magnoliopsida; Malpighiales; Salicaceae
Exons: 1
Coding region: 96-800 (234 amino acids)
Source: RefSeq, a predicted model, not a curated record
CUAUAUCUAUCUAUCUAUCUUGAGUAAAUAGAGGAGCAUCCAAAUACACAAAUUCUAGAUUUUUCAUCUCUUGUUCUCAUCUAUAGCCGCCAUCAAUGGAAGCAACAGAAGCAAUCGAGCUCUUUGAUUCAUACUGGUUUGAGAUGGAAAUAUUCAAGAAACAACCGAUUUUACCUAAAUCAUCAAGUUUAGAAGCAAACCCAGAUCAUGAAAAUCAAGAAAAGGCUCUAAAACCAGAGAUUUCAAGACUCCCAGCGACCAUUACAAGGUCUAUGAGUGAAGAUUUAUGCUCCAAUACAACCUUCAGUUUUGGCUUUUCUUUCUGUUCAGAUUCAGUCCUCCACGCACCAAAGCUCCACACCAUCUUUUCAGGCAAAGACUUCACAGAAGAAGAGUAUUCAACACCAACGGAGAAGGUAUAUGUCCUGGAAUCACAUAAAAAGAAAGUUACGAGGAGAAGAGGAAAGAAAGUUGCAAGCAAGAGCUUGUCAGAAUUGGAAUAUGAAGAGCUAAAAGGGUUUACGGAUUUGGGGUUUGUCUUCUCAGAAGAAGAUAAAGAUUCAAACUUGGCUUCAAUAAUUCCAGGAUUGCAAAGACUUGGUAAGCAACAUGAGGAUGAAACCGUUCUUGAUGAGCCUACAGUUUCUAGGCCUUAUUUAUCUGAAGCAUGGGAAGUUCAGGAACAGAGAAUGAAAGAGGAGCCAUUGAUGAAUUGGGCAAUUCCUGCUUUGAGCAAUGAGAUUGACAUGAAAGAUAAUCUUAGAUGGUGGGCUCAUACCGUUGCUUCUGCUGCUAUAUAAUGCAAAUUUUCAGAUUAACGGGUUCAUAUAUAUAUAUAUAUAUAUAUAUAUAUAUAUAUAUAUAUAUAUAUAUAUAUAUAUAUCAUUUUUGUUUUUUGUAA